Molecule: messenger RNA, 872 nt
Organism: Ilex paraguariensis (yerba mate)
Lineage: Eukaryota; Viridiplantae; Streptophyta; Magnoliopsida; Aquifoliales; Aquifoliaceae
Source: the annotation of a GenBank genome assembly
AUGGCUGGAGUGUGCUGCGAGAAGGGAUUCAGGGUGACAGUUGGGAGAUGGGGAGAAUAUCGGGAACAUGUGAAGGACAUUUCGAGCCUAUCAAAUGAUCUAUGUCGAAUUGUGAUUGUCGAUAACAAUCCUUUCAGUUUCCUAUUGCAACCACUAAAUGGAAUCCCAUGCAUUCCAUUUUCUGCUGGACAACCACAUGAUGAGCAGCUUUUGGAGGUUAUUCUUCCACUUAUCAAGCACCUUUCUGAGCAGAAGGAUGUGAGGACUGUGCUCUAUGACAGGUUCCACAUGCCUGAAUGGUUUCAAAAGCAUGGAAUUCCUGCUUCUGAAUGGACUUAAGUAGGGUAAAUUUGAAGGCAGUGAAAGUUCUUAUUAUUCUAGGAGACACCUAAAUGGCGGUUCUCCUUAUAAGGGCCAUAUCUCUUCGUUGGGAUCAGGAGUUUUGUAUAGUAUCGUCGUGUACACAGGAGCCAUUGAUGAUAUCUCAAGUUUCUUUCCUUAUUGCAAGGGUCUCUGGGGCCACAUUUCAGGAGGUGGCCAAAACUCCAAAAUUCUUCUGUAAAAUUGUUUAUAGCUCGGAAUCUCUUCAGAAGUUCAUGGUGCUAGAAGGGGUUUACUAAUUACAGAUCUAACUUUCUGUAUACUUGCACAAAGUAGUUACUCUUAAAACUUUAACUCCCAUUCCCAUGCUUCAAAGCAUAAACACUUUUCAGCUGAGCUGCCAACUUUAAACAGACUCGAUCCUGCAAUGUGGCUCUGAAAUUGGUCUGCCUGUCCCUAACAAUGGGAUGCAGCUAGUACACAUCCUAGUUUCAUGUCAGCAGUGGUUGAUUGUAAAGUAGGUGAUGCUACUGAUCAUAUUUGGUUCUCAG